AUGGCGGCCCCGAAAGAAGCUACAGAGGCGCAACUAGCCCACCAAGCCCUCCUCGACGAGCUCGACAUCCAUUCCAUCCAUAAGAGCUUCCGCAACCCGUCCUGGAAACCCAACCAGCGCCGCAACAAGAACAUCAAGACCAUCCUCGGCGACGCCUCCCGCCGCGAGGCCUCGGCCCUGGCGACCCCGCAACAAGAGGAAGCCAGCGCCGCAGCCACGCCAGCGCGGACGACGCGAGGCGGGCGCGGCGGCGACGAUGACGGCCUCUCUACCAGCGGCGCCUCGACGCCCGCCGCCGGCAACGGCAGCAGCAACAACAACGACAACAACCCGAACCUCGCGCAGGCCUCGCGCAGCCUGUCGAAGCUGGUUCUCGAAAAGAGCCUUCGUCCCAACGGCGGUGGUGCCGCUGGCGGCUCGGGCCCGAGUGUUACGUACACCAACGUCGAGUCGGCGCCGUCGCUGGCGCACACGAAGCGGUACUGCGAUAUCACGGGGUUGCCGGCGCCGUACGUCGAUCCCAAGACGCGGCUGAGGUAUCACGACAAGGAGGUGUUUGGGCUGAUUCGGACUUUGCCGCAGGGCGCGGCUGAGCAGUAUCUUGAAGCGCGUGGUGCGCAUACUGUUCUCAAAUAA
Colletotrichum fioriniae is the source of this 636-nucleotide messenger RNA. RefSeq lists its product as uncharacterized. NCBI's taxonomy places the organism in Eukaryota, Fungi, Ascomycota, Sordariomycetes, Glomerellales, Glomerellaceae. Gene Ontology annotation, biological process: chromatin remodeling. The record is from RefSeq and is a predicted model, not a curated record. Gene Ontology annotation, cellular component: Ino80 complex.